Colias croceus (clouded yellow) is the source of this 739-nucleotide messenger RNA. RefSeq lists its product as uncharacterized. The coding region runs from base 53 to 694 and encodes 213 amino acids. Lineage: Eukaryota; Metazoa; Arthropoda; Insecta; Lepidoptera; Pieridae. The transcript has 2 exons. The record is from RefSeq and is a predicted model, not a curated record.
CAAGUUUUCGUCAUUUGGGGGAUUGUCAGUAACAUUACAGUAACAUGAUAACAUGAAAUUGCUCGUGGUCAUCGCAUUUACCACGGCACAAAGCUUUCCAAUCUAUAACGGGUUCUCUGUCAAUUUCACUCCGAUGUUAAACAAAGAAGAGGUAAAGCCGAAGACAUUUGGUUCUCUCUUUGCGAAAAUACCCCAAGAAUUACCAAAUAGCGCUCAAGAAAACCUGUCCCAAGCGAUAUUCUCGAACGUAGGAUACCUCGGAGCGGGUUGCACCAAUCAAAUCGCUAAAAUCCUCUUCCCCACAAAAAGUUCACCCAACUCACUUGAUAACAUCACCUCCUGGACGAACGGCAAUUUUAUCAACAUACCGAUUUUGAAGCAGCCCGUUAAUGAUUACAAAAUAUUAAUAGCAGCUGCGCCACCUAACGUGAAAAUUAACAAAGCGGAUGAUAGCCGGCCUUUGCUGGUGUACAUUGUAUUUCCCAAUGAAGACAACAGCACUGAUGUUGCGAAAAUGUCAAUACCGACUGUGUAUUUCGUUAAUAAAGUAAAAGGAGUUAUGGAUAUGGAGACCAAAUCAAGGCUGGAUCCUGUUCUCCUAGUGGAUCAUAAUAGAACGGUUACGAAAUUGAAAAGUAGGGAAAUAGCGAAGUUUGUUAAGUUUAAGAAUAAAAAGAUUAAUCAUUUCGAUUAGUAUCAAUGACUUGCUGCGAUUAAAUAAAUAUACGAAAAUUAAAGU